AUGGGUCCAGGAAAGAAAAACAUUUCGGGGCAAGAAUCUCUGCUUCUACCAUCCCUUGUUUUUUGGACGUACUACCUGAGAGGUGCCAAUACGAGAAGUAGCAAAGCAGGGAGAAGCACCAUAACAACUUAUUUUCCUUCGCAAAUUAACUCAUUUCCAGACUGUUCUUCUACCUUGCAAAAUAAAAAUAGAAUGGCCGAGUCUUUUCUUGUCGACAUUGUAGAAAAUGUUUUCAGGAAGUUGGGCUCUCUUGCUCUUGAAGAAUUUUCCUUCGCAUGGGCACUCAGAAGCGAUCUUGAAAAAAUUAAAAAGAGCUUAGUCGUCAUCAAAGCCGUGCUUUUCGACGCCGAGCAGCAUCAGUUACGGAGUCAACAGAUAGAGGUUUGGCUGGGGAUGCUCAAAGAUGUCCUUUAUGAUGCAGAAGAUGUGGUGGAUGAGUUUGAAUGUGAAGCCUUACGAAGGAAAGUGGUCGAGUCUGGGAACACCACUCGAAAGGUACGCCGAUUUUUUUCUACCUCUAAUCCACUUGCAUUCCGCUUUACAAUGGGACAUAAACUAAAGAAGAUUAGAGAGAGGGUAGCUGAAAUCGCUGCUCUUAAGUCUGAUUUUGGUCUCACCGAGCGGAUUUUCGAUAGGCAUGUCAUUCAUAGGGAGAGGGAGAUGACCCACUCCUUUGUGGAUGCUUCUAAUGUCAUUGGGAGGGACGAAGAUAAAGAGAACAUCAUUGAAAUGUUGCUGCAAUCUUUUGAUAGUGAAAAUGUCUCCAUUAUUCCUGUAGUUGGAAUAGGUGGUCUCGGGAAAACUACACUUGCUAAGUUGGUGUUCAAUGAUCAAAGGGUGAUUAGUCAUUUCGAGGAGAAACUAUGGGUGUGUGUUUCAGAAGUCUUUGAAAUAGAAAAGGUUAUAAUUAAAAUUCUGAGCUCUGCAUCUCCAGGUAAAAAAUAUAUGGAUCUGGAUGUAGACCAGCUGCAAAAGGCCUUGCGACAGGCUUUAGAUGGAAGGAAAUAUUUACUCAUCCUAGAUGAUGUUUGGAGUGACGACCCUAGAAAAUGGCUGGAAUUAAAAGCUUUGUUAAUGGGAGGAGCUAAUGGAAGUAAAAUUUUAGUCACCACUCGAAGCAGCCGUGUUGCUUCCAUUAUGGGCACAGACUCUGCAUACGAUUUGAAUGAUCUUCCUUACCAGCAUUGCUUGUCUUUGUUUUUCAGAAGUGCAUUUAAAGGUGAGCAAGAAAAACAAAAUCCAAACCUGAUAAGAAUUGGAGAAGAAAUUGUGAGAAAAUGCAAGGGAAUUCCAUUGGCAGUGAUAACUCUGGCAACUCUGCUGUACUCUGUAACCGAUGAACGUGAUUGGGAAGUUAUAAGAGAUAAUGAAAUAUGGAAAUUAGAACAGAAAGGAAAUGAUAUUUUGCCUGCUUUAAGAUUGAGUUAUGAACAAUUGCCAUCUCACUUAAAAAGAUGCUUCGCAUAUUGUUCAGUUUUUCCAAAGGAUUACAUAUUUUACGAUCUUGAAUUGGUUUAUAUUUGGAUGGCACAUGGACUUGUUCAAUCUUGCAAUGAAAAUCAAGAGUUAGAAAAUGUUGGCUUUCGCUAUUUUAAGGAGUUAUGUAGUAGAUGUUUCUUUCAAGAUUUUAGGGAGGAUGCAGGGGAUGUUCAGUGUAAAAUGCAUGAUCUAAUGCAUGAUCUCGCAUCAUCAGUGACACAAAAUGAAUCCACAGCAAUAAUCUCCAGCUCUCAACAGUGCUUGAGAGUCGCGGAUUUGGCUUAUUCAAAGUUUGAGUUACUACCAAGAAGUAUAGGCAAUUUGAAGCAUUUGAAAUAUCUUAGUUUAUGGAAUAAUUUUUUCCUUAAAAGACUCCCUAAUUCCAUAUGCAAGCUGCAAAGCUUGCAAGCACUAAUACUUGGCGGAUGUGACGAACUUGAGGAGUUGCCCAGAGACAUAAAGUACAUGGUUAACCUUAGAUUGCUUUGGAUAACUACAAAGCAAAAGUAUUUACCAACUGGCGGAUUAGGGUGCCUAAAAUCUCUUCGAUUUUUGUUCAUUACUGGUUUCGAAAAUCUACAAUAUUUGUUUGGAGACUUGCAUGGCUUGACAAAUCUUCGAAGAUUGUUCAUUGGUGGUUGUGACAGUUUGAUCUCUUUGCCGCAAAGUAUUAAAUUCCUAACAACAUUAAAGAUUCUCAAUAUUGCCAAUUGUGAAAACCUUGAUUUAGCAAUAGAGGAAGUGGAAGAUAAUCAACACCUAAGUCCAUUCAGUCUCCAAAAGUUAGAGAUCAUUAACAUACCAAAGUUAUUGGGAUUCCCAACAUGGCUGAUUCGAGGAUCAAUCAACAGUUUAAAAAUCUUGAAAAUUACAGAUUGUGACAACCUUAGAGAAUUACCGGAACCUCUACAAAACAUCGCAACACUCGAAGAACUUUUGAUCUAUGGUUAUCCUAUGUUAAACAAUGAACGCCUACAGAAUAUAUCAGGCUUUCUGACAAUUUGACAUUCUUAUGCCUUUGGAAAUGGCAGGUCCAAUUCAAGCAUGUCCAUGAGUUGAAUUUACAUGUGGGC
Hevea brasiliensis (rubber tree) is the source of this 2552-nucleotide messenger RNA. Its product is annotated as putative disease resistance protein RGA1. The record is from RefSeq and is a predicted model, not a curated record. Lineage: Eukaryota; Viridiplantae; Streptophyta; Magnoliopsida; Malpighiales; Euphorbiaceae. The transcript has 3 exons. Gene Ontology annotation, biological process: defense response to other organism. The coding region runs from base 1 to 2484 and encodes 827 amino acids. Gene Ontology annotation, molecular function: ADP binding.